Molecule: messenger RNA, 464 nt
Organism: Microplitis demolitor
Lineage: Eukaryota; Metazoa; Arthropoda; Insecta; Hymenoptera; Braconidae
Product: U6 snRNA-associated Sm-like protein LSm6
Exons: 3
Coding region: 148-387 (79 amino acids)
Biological process (GO): mRNA splicing, via spliceosome; maturation of SSU-rRNA
Cellular component (GO): sno(s)RNA-containing ribonucleoprotein complex; U4/U6 x U5 tri-snRNP complex; U6 snRNP
Molecular function (GO): RNA binding
Source: RefSeq, a predicted model, not a curated record
GGUAAAAAUAUCGCACGUUCUGGCAGCACUGCUUGCGUCACACUCCCGUCUCGUUACUGAUUGCUUACAAACAAACAAUAUUUUUUUUGUAAUUUUACACGCUAAUUAAUUUAUAAACAUAUUUAAAAAAGCGAACGCGUUAAAAAGAUGAGUAGGAAAGAAGCACUUCAACAAUUCAUCCAUCAGAUUCAUGGAAGACCGGUGGUUGUUAAAUUAAACAGUGGCGUAGAUUACAGAGGUGUAUUAGCUUGUCUCGAUGGAUAUAUGAAUAUUGCUCUUGAACAAACUGAAGAGUACGUUAAUGGACAAUUAAAGGAUAAAUAUGGAGAUGCAUUUAUUAGGGGAAAUAAUGUACUUUAUAUUAGCACACAAAGACGUAGAACUUGAUUAUAUAUUUUAUAAAAUAAUUAUUAAAAUUAACAAUAAAUUGGUACUUUAUAUAUAAUAAAAUUAAAAAAAAAAUA